This is a messenger RNA of Melampsora larici-populina 98AG31, 624 nucleotides long. RefSeq lists its product as uncharacterized. The record is from RefSeq and is a predicted model, not a curated record. NCBI's taxonomy places the organism in Eukaryota, Fungi, Basidiomycota, Pucciniomycetes, Pucciniales, Melampsoraceae. The transcript has 8 exons. Bases 1 to 624 code for a protein of 207 amino acids.
AUGCUUUUAAACGUCGCCUCCGUGCUUGUUACGGUCUUAUUCGCCAAUGUCUUGGUAAUCGCAGAAAAUUUCCCGGCACCUUCCGCCAACAAGGGACUCCCUAGUCAAUGUGCCAAAUGGAGGGCAGGUUUCGGAAAGCCCCAAGGCGUGACUGCUCAUCGACUUACCGGUCACCAAACUGACGCUUUGCAAAAGGAGACCACUGAGUCAACAUUGAGGCGUCGAAUUACACCAGAGACUCGCACUAGCAGGAUUCAUGGAUCUUCAGGAAGAAAAGGUGCAUGUGGUGUGCCUUAUGACGGCUCCCAGCAUGUGGGGUGCAUUUGGAAUGGUCAAGGCCACGACUCCGUACUCGGCGCUACCUCUGGUUGGCUUACCGGGGACGCGACUGGUCAAACAAAUUGUUUCAAGAAAAUUUACGUACAAGCCAAUGGAGCUACUGUCUACGGGUGGGUCACUGACUCGUGUGCCAUCGCCGCACGAGGAGAGGCUCUUCCCAUUGAUGUUGGAUGUUCAAGCAUCUACCUCUCCGACAAGAUGUUGGAGGACCUUCAAUUCAAGAACAAUGAAGGAACUGUUCAGAUUGACUCUUGGGACUUUGACCAAUCCAACACCCCUUGGUAA